UUUGCAAUGCACUGCUCAAAGUAGAUGCAGACGCAUAAAUCGGACGCUUAGUAGAGACGCUAGAACGCGUUAGAAUGAUCUGGUACACAAGUUAGCCUGAUAUUUCUCAUGUAGCUUUUGUAGGAAACUUCAAGCACGGGGGACUAUAAUGGCAGAAAAGGUGUCCAAUGCAGCCCGAGUCCAGAGACAGGAUACCGGAGUGGUGACAAGUUCAACGAAAAAACCACUUCUGAAUUUAUUUCCGCAACGGUCCGACUGUAAAUAUACACCCAGCUACUGUGAAGAAAAUGUGUGGCAUUUAUGUCAUGCUGUAAGUAAUCACCAUCCUAAGGAACUCCAGCACUGUUAUGUAGUAUUUGUGUCGAACGACCACCGUACUGUCCCAUUAUGGAGGCAGAAAGCCGGGCAUGAAGAAGAAAAACUUGUCAUAUGGGAUUAUCAUGUACUCUUCCUGUACACUCCAGAUGACCGUUGUUUGGUAUAUGAUUUAGAUUCGGAGUUACCAUUUCCGACUUACUUCCACAAAUAUGUUACAGAAACAUUCCGCACAGAUCAUAUUCUCAAGCCUGACUACUUCAGGUAUUUUCGUGUUGUGCCAGCACCAGUAUUUUUGCAACACUUUGCAUCAGACAGAAGACACAUGAAACGUUUGGAUGGUGCUUGGUUGAAGGCUCCACCUGACUAUCCCCCUAUCACAACUCCUUCUUGUUCUCACAAUCUUGAAGAAUUUAUUAAUAUGGAUCCAACAAAGGGUCAUGGAGAAGUCAUGAAUCUUACACAACUUGUUCGCAAGUUCUAUCAACAGACAUAGACUUAUGCUACAACCUCCAGAUUUGUAAUAAAUUCUGAAAGAUGA
Messenger RNA from Schistocerca americana (American grasshopper), 856 nucleotides. RefSeq names its product protein N-terminal glutamine amidohydrolase (gene tun). The transcript is spliced from 6 exons. Gene Ontology annotation, molecular function: protein-N-terminal glutamine amidohydrolase activity; protein-N-terminal asparagine amidohydrolase activity. The coding region runs from base 149 to 811 and encodes 220 amino acids. Gene Ontology annotation, cellular component: cytosol; nucleus. Lineage: Eukaryota; Metazoa; Arthropoda; Insecta; Orthoptera; Acrididae. The record is from RefSeq and is a predicted model, not a curated record.